Molecule: messenger RNA, 529 nt
Organism: Ostrea edulis (European flat oyster)
Lineage: Eukaryota; Metazoa; Mollusca; Bivalvia; Ostreida; Ostreidae
Exons: 2
Coding region: 24-353 (109 amino acids)
Source: RefSeq, a predicted model, not a curated record
UCGUCAUAAUAGCUUUCGUCGCUAUGACCGCCGUCAGCGCCCGGAUUUGGGACUUUGACGAUGGUUUCGAUGAUGUUUUCGACGAUGACGGUACAGGGUAUAUGGGUGGAUAUUCCCCAACUUUGACAUUAGGUCCACUCACCACUGGCUACACGGUGGGUAUGGGAUCUGGUGUUGCAUCUGCAGGUUCUUACAGAGGGCAUGGAACUCACAAGGCUGUGUACAUUCCUUAUGCUGUUCCCACCCCCGUUCCUCCCAUUCUCUCCCUGGAGCUGGCUCUUGGCAAUACCCAGGCUCAAAAUAACGAUCUGUUCAGUGGAAACGGAACUGGCAUUUUGAAAUACCAACACUAGCGGUUAAAUCUAAAAAGCAACCAGCACAGCUCACCAAAUACAUCAAAAGCAACCAGCACAGCUCACCAAAUACAUCAAAAGCAACCAGCACAGCUCACCAAAUACAUCAAAAGCAACCAGCACAGCUCACCAAAUACAUCAAUAGCAACCAGCACAGCUCACCAAAUACAACAAAA